CUCCGCAGUCCUUUUAUCCAAAAUACACAACCUUUUCUUCAUAGACAAACACAUCAACCGCAUUCCAUGCACUCAGUGGCUGCUGUGCGAUCUGCAGGUGUACUUGGGACAUGCAACUACGAUGGAAGCCUCGAUGCGACGGUGUCUUGUCACGCCUCACCUAUGCGACUUCAGACACGCGAUGAAACGCGUCCGCACUCUGCAUCGCGCACCACUGCCACGACGUGAACGGCUGCUUUUAGAGCCGCAGGCACACAUCUCAGGUCGACGACUUAGGAUGCCUUCCUUACGAGAAACGAUUGCUGAUGCGCCGGUAUUAAAUUAACACACGGGUGCAAAGUAGGUAUAGACCGCAAGCCCAGGCCAUGAUCCUCCCUUCCGCCGGACACAUUUUCACGGACGAUCAAGCUUCGACACGCCUUUGGCUGGUCGAUCGUGGUUGUUUCCUGAGGCGUUUCUUCCUUCCGAGGGCGUUCGAAGCUCUUCCGAGGGCGCGUUGCACGAUCCAUGCCCAAAUGAAACACCAAGAUCGUACCCGAACGGUCGCAGAUCUACCCGGAUCUCCCUCUCCGGCCCACUUUGGAACACAAUACAAGCGUAGUUUUCAAUGCUUGGCCAUGGUCAAGCUUUUAGAUGGGGCGCCUGGUGGUCUUCGCGGCCCUCCAGUGGCUUCAUUUACUGUUCGCGCGGCCCACAUUUCGAUCUUUCCAAACCCAAGGCGACUGGGCAUGAGACUAGGCACGAAACUUUCACCUGAUGGCUGUCUCCAGACGUUUGGAGACCCUUCGAGGCUGUCUCGCGGGCGGAAAGUGCGUUUGCGGCCGGCAUCAAGCUCCGUCUCUCCUAAUGGCAUGACUUUCGAUGCCAAAAGUGUUUUCGGUUCGCUCGCAACCAGCAGACUAUAUAUCUUGGUCUUGGGGCCUCUUCCUAAGGAUCAGAAUUGCAGGUCAUUCGCAUCAACUUCCUAUUCCAACAUCUGAUACAUUUCUUUAAUAUCCAGUCCGCGACUGUCUUCCACUCACUACGAUAAUUUAAUCUCGACCACUACAACCUCAACAUGCUUUUCUCCACUAUCCUCGCCGCCGGGCUUGCUCAGGCCAUGACCGCUUCCGCUGCCACUAUGAUGGUCACCGUCGCGGCAAACAACAAGUUCCAGUUCACUCCCAAC
Molecule: messenger RNA, 1168 nt
Organism: Didymella exigua CBS 183.55
Lineage: Eukaryota; Fungi; Ascomycota; Dothideomycetes; Pleosporales; Didymellaceae
Exons: 1
Coding region: 366-980 (204 amino acids)
Source: RefSeq, a predicted model, not a curated record